UUGAUUUCAUGUGUUUUUAAAGUUUACAUUAUUUUUUGUGUGUAAAUAGUUAUGGAUACGUUUUAGGACCGUUUUUAGAAUUUUCAAUUACACAAUCAUAAAAAUGGAUACGGAUAUGGAGAGCAUUCACACAGAAGUUGAUGUAGAGUGUGACAUAUCUUCCAACUGUAGUUUGGACAAAGAUUUUUACAAGAGAGCUCAACAGUAUUGGUCAGAAGUUCCGGCGACAGUAAAUGGAAUGUUGGGAGGAAUGGGCUAUAUAAGCGCAAUUGAUAUACAAAGCUCUGGUAAUUUUCUUAGAGACUUAAAAACGUUAGGCACCAAAUACGCUUUAGAUUGCGGUGCUGGUAUAGGACGUGUAACAAAAAAUUUAUUGAUGCCUCGAUUUGAUGUGGUAGAUCUUGUUGAACAAGAUAGCGCAUUUGCUACCAAAGCGAAGGAGUAUUGCACAAUGGAUUCGGGAAACACUUUAGGUUUUCCUAAUCGGCUUGGAACUAUAUACAAUGUUGGCUUGCAAAUGUUUACUCCAGAUUGUAACAAAUACGAUCUAAUAUGGAGUCAGUGGGUACUUGGGCAUCUAACCGAUGAAGAUUUGUUAACUUUUUUUCAGCGUGUUCGGAUUGGAUUAGCUAAAGGAGGUUAUUUUGUAAUCAAAGAAAACGUAACAUCUACUAAAGAAGUAGAAAAAGACGAACAAGACUCAUCUGUAACACGUCCCUUAAAAGUAUACGAAGACACACUGCGUUUAGCAGAAUUUCGGAUACUGCGCAUAACGAGACAACAAAGUUUUCCAAAAGGCUUGUAUCCAGUAUAUAUGAUUGCUUCACGACCUAUUUCAUAUUUUGAGAAACCUCAAAAUAUACACUGACGUUUUAUUAAAUAGUUUUGACAAAUGUAAAAAAAUGUAACUAGUCUUGAAUAAGAAUUAAACAUGUUGGCUUAAAA
Teleopsis dalmanni is the source of this 945-nucleotide messenger RNA. RefSeq names its product alpha N-terminal protein methyltransferase 1-like. Gene Ontology annotation, molecular function: N-terminal protein N-methyltransferase activity. The record is from RefSeq and is a predicted model, not a curated record. The coding region runs from base 104 to 868 and encodes 254 amino acids. NCBI's taxonomy places the organism in Eukaryota, Metazoa, Arthropoda, Insecta, Diptera, Diopsidae. The transcript has a single exon. Gene Ontology annotation, biological process: N-terminal protein amino acid methylation. Gene Ontology annotation, cellular component: cytoplasm.